Molecule: messenger RNA, 520 nt
Organism: Nymphaea colorata (pocket water lily)
Lineage: Eukaryota; Viridiplantae; Streptophyta; Magnoliopsida; Nymphaeales; Nymphaeaceae
Product: Bowman-Birk type proteinase inhibitor-like
Exons: 2
Coding region: 46-366 (106 amino acids)
Cellular component (GO): extracellular region
Molecular function (GO): serine-type endopeptidase inhibitor activity
Source: RefSeq, a predicted model, not a curated record
AUGGAUGCGUUGUGGACGUAAGUGGAAGCAGUGUCUUUGGCCAAGAUGAGGGGAACGAGUGUUCUGGUUGCAUUAAUGGCCACUGUUCUGGCUAUUUCGGUCCUUAGGCUUGAUGCCGCAGUGGAUAAGCCGAUCCUGCCAACCGUGACUGAUGAUGAAGUUUCUGAUGCUGCUGGGCGGCCGUGCUGCGAUGCCGGUUGUGGUUGCACCAAGUCGAUUCCUCCACUAUGCCACUGCGGAGAUGUGAAGGACCACUGCUACCCGGGGUGUAAAAUGUGCUUGUGCACCAGGUCCUUCCCUCCGCAGUGCAGAUGCCGAGAUCCCUUGUCAUAUUGCCCAAAGCCAUGUUCCGCCAAGAAACCUUGAAGCCAAUGCCAGUGGCGCACCUUUACCUGAACCAAGGACUAUCUAAGCCCCUAAUAAAUUUGCCUGAUGCUCGUACUUAGCACCUAGCUAUGUGCUGUCAGUUGCAUAUAUAUCUAAAUAAUACUUGGACCUUGGGUUCGAUGGUUGACUUUGA